AUAUUCUGUAAUAUUUAUUUUAAAGUUUAACAUGGCUUUAGGCUUAGGAAUUUGCGCAGAUGUGAAAUAUUAAUUUAUUAUUUGUUCUUAAAGUUAGUUUAACUUUUGCAACAAAAAGUUGAUUUAUCAUAUAUGGAUUUGUCAGCUUUCUCAAAUGACAAUUUUGAUGCUAAAGAGUGGAUCAAUGCCACUUUUCGUUCACCUGAAGCCCAGAAAAAUAAAGAGCAAUAUGCCACUAACUUAGUACUGAAGCUACAACUGAUGAUUCAGAAAGUUAAUAGUGCCUUGGAAGACACAGCUCAGCAAGUUCUUCAAAACCUCCCUAGGGUUCUAAGAGAAGUGGAAACAAUGAGACAAGAAGCAGGACUACUCCAAGAGCAGAUGAAAACAGUAAAGGAGGAUUUUAUAAAAGUGGAAAGAGAUUCGACCACAUCCAUGAAGAAUCUACUGAAGAUUGAUACUGUCAAAUCUAGAAUGCAGGAAGCAAACAAAGCCUUAAGAGAAGCUGACAAUUGGACAACUUUGUCAUCUGAUGUAGAACAGGUUUUUGAGUCUGGAGCCAUCAGUACUAUUGCUGGCAAGUUAAUAGGAAUGCAAAACAGUCUGGAAAUUUUGGUGGAUGUUCCUGAUUACAAAGAACGACGUCAGCAACUAGAAGAGCUGAAGAACAGACUAGAGGCACUGUUGAGUCCACAGUUAGUAGCAGCAUUUAAUAUCCAAUCAGUAGAGGCUGCCCAGUCAUAUGUGAAGAUUUUUCGGGAUAUAAAGAGACUGCCUGAAUUGCAGAAGUGCUACCAUAAAUGUCAGAAGGAAGCAGAGGAUCUGAUGGAUUUAGUACAAUUACUUGGAGAAUCCACCAACAAGAUACUGAUACUUGCUGAAGAAGCAGAAAACCGAUGUCAGCUUUUAACACGUGGCUGUUCUUAUCCUGACUUAAUCGAAGCAUUAAAGGAUUUCUUUGCUGGCUAUACAAACAAAGUGAGUAAGAUGUUAGAACAAUUGAAACUGGCUAACACUCAACGAGACAGAAGCAAGUACCUAACAGACUCGUGGAUGUUGUUUCAGCACACGUUACAUUCUUUACAGUUUAUAGGUGAAUUCUUCUUGCAGCUUGAAACUUUUGAGCAGGCGUUAUUCAGCCAUGUAAGAGAAACCAUUAAAAAGUUAGGGUAUUCAUUGACAUUGCAAGAAGAGGAAGAAGAAAGAAAAUGUUCGAAUCCUUUUCAUUCCUAUGUGGAUUUGUUUCUAACAUCACCAAUGAAGAAUGAGUUGCAAGAACUUGUGACAACCAUACAAUCACGUAAGGCUUUUCGUGAAACUAUAUGGAGGUUAGAAAAUCCAGGGGGAACUGUAACUCUGGACUUGCCAGUGUUUAGUCUUUCUCCACAGGAGUACAUCACCCAGAUUGGACAGUAUUUGAUGACUUUACCUCAACAUAUUGAGCCCUUUGCUUUAGAAGAAAAUCCAGCUCUUCAUACUGCUUUAAAACAUGGAAAACUACCGUACACUUCUGAACAUGAUACUGUAGAACACGUGGCUGAUUAUCUAGUUGGUUGUUUGGCAAGGGGAACUAUGGAAAUGUACGUGGAGAAAAUACUAGAAGUGUCUUAUCUCACUCCACAUGCUAUUCAGCAACUUAUUAUUGAUAUUGAGUACCUGACUGCUGUGGUUGAGGACUUAGGCCUUUCUCCAUCUGAGAAUCUACAAGAUGUUAAAACCCUUCUAAAAGCUGAUGCUUCAGGUUUCACUGCUGCUGCUCAAGGAAAGCAAGCUCAUCUAGUCAGUUGCAUCAGAAGUAUGAGGGGUAUUGAGUGAUAAAUUGUCUCAUCGGAGUCAAUUAUAUAAAUAAAUGUUUGUUGGAAAAGCACACCAUGUAAUGCAUGCAGCUGACAUUUGUAGGUGAUGGGCACAUGGAGUUAUUAUCACCUCUUAGAUAGUAGUUAUUUUCCAAAGCCAUUGAAUUGUGUUGGAAAUUUCUAUCUUGUAUCUCCGGCUGGGCUUUAAAAAGAAUCUGUCAGAAAUGCUGUAAAAACUGGGACAGGUUAUUGAUAGAAAUGUUCGUUAUAUCAAAGUUUAUUUUGUGUGUAUUUUUUAAGAAAUUAACAUUAUAUAUAGAAUUUAUCUUGAUUCAGAGUUUCCCAUCUGUGUUUACAUCUUUUGUUUGAUGUUAUAAUUAAUCCUAAAUUGAUAAUUCUUUAAAACAAGAAUAUCAUGGUUGCUGACAAAUAACUAAACCUUUUAAAUGGUGGUGAGAUUUUUGUACGAAUAAAGAAAAUGUUAAAAAGAGGCAGUCAUUAGUGAAUCUUGUAAAUGAAAUAAUUUGUUAGCAUGUCAGAAAUUUGCAAACAUUCUGACUAGUUGUUACUGGGUUUUACUGGUUCACUCUAAGAAUGUGUAUGUGUGGAUAUGUUAUUUCCAUUUUAGCAAUUGUAGAUGUGAAUAAUAAAGAAAGACUGUCAGGAA
Messenger RNA from Limulus polyphemus (Atlantic horseshoe crab), 2463 nucleotides. It is a transcript of the gene Cog7, whose product is annotated as conserved oligomeric Golgi complex subunit 7-like. Gene Ontology annotation, biological process: Golgi organization; intracellular protein transport; retrograde vesicle-mediated transport, Golgi to endoplasmic reticulum. Gene Ontology annotation, cellular component: COG complex. The transcript has 19 exons. The record is from RefSeq and is a predicted model, not a curated record. The coding region runs from base 133 to 1815 and encodes 560 amino acids. NCBI's taxonomy places the organism in Eukaryota, Metazoa, Arthropoda, Merostomata, Xiphosura, Limulidae.